UCAUGGUCGUCCCGAUCAAAGCGAGAGCAGAUAGUAGGAAAAUCACCCUCUUUUCGUUGGGGUCCGCGGGGAACAGACCCAAGAUGCUAAGGACCCCAGUGUUAGGCAGGAGCUUUCAGAAGUCCUCUGGUUUCUCCGUCUUGGUCAAGCAGAUGUGGGGGGCUCUCCGCAGUCAUCUGCGAAGGCCAGGGCAAUGGUGCUCGCAGGGUCCCUGUGCACAAAGAAAUCGGAAUGACACUUUGCACCCCCUCUGGAAGGGCCUGGCCUCCAUACCAGGGGGCACCCGACAGUCGCCCAUCAACAUCCGCUGGAGGGACAGUGUCUACGACCCGCAGCUGAAGCCUCUCAGGGUUUCCUAUGCCGCAGCCAGCUGCCUGCACAUCUGGAACACCGGCUAUUUCUUCCAGGUGGAAUUCGACGACUCGGCCGAGGGAUCAGGGAUCAGCGGUGGCCCCUUGGAAAACCUCUACAGACUAAAGCAGUUCCAUUUCCACUGGGGGGCGGCGAACGAGCGGGGCUCAGAGCACACGGUGGACGACCACGUGUACCCGGCAGAGCUGCAUUUAGUUCACUGGAAUUCGGUGAGAUACCGAGAUUACAAAGAAGCCGUAACGGGGGAGAACGGCGUGGCCGUGAUAGGCGUGUUUCUAAAGCUGGGGGCCCGGCACGAGGCACUGCAGAAGCUGGUGGAAGUCUUGCCGGAAAUCAAGCAUAAGGGUGCACGGGCUGCCGUGGGCCCCUUCCAGCCCUCCCGUCUCCUGCCCGCCUGUCGGGACUACUGGACCUACCCCGGCUCCCUCACCACGCCUCCGCUCAGCGAGUCGGUCACCUGGAUCAUCCAGAAGCAGCCUGUCGAAGUGGCUCAGAGCCAGCUGGCUGCCUUUCGCAUGCUCCUGUCUUCCGCGCUCGGUGAAGAAGAGCAUUCAAUGGUGGACAACUACCGUCCGCUUCAACCCCUGAUGAACCGGAAGGUCCGUUCAUCCUUCCAGGCUGCAGAAGGGGGCAUCCGAGGGAAUGUCACCUCUGACACUAAAAAGAGAGAAAGAGAUCAUUGUUUCAGUCACCGUGCGUUUCAGUUGCGGGGAAAAGAAACCACCUCAAAGAAGCCUCAGUAGGGUAGGGAACGGAAAUGUGGGGACACGGGCUAUCUCGGCGCCUACGGCAAUGCCUGAACAAGCCCCAGCUGACCCGGGCCACCCGCCCAUGCUUCCUUGUCUCAGGCAGGCGCCCUCUGUCUCUCCACACUCAUGGCCCCCGCGUGCUUCCCGAGGGACGGGGACCCACAUGAGUCUUCCCCGCCUCCAGACUCCUGGGCAUCUCAGUGUCCUGGGGCUGUUGUGACAGAUAACCAGACCGGAGGGGCUAACCCAACAGCGACGUGUUCCUUCACAGUUCUAGAAGCCCAGUUUGAAGGUGUCGGGGGGCUGGCGGGAAACCUUGGCUUCCUGGCCCGUCCCGGCCCCUGAGGCCGCCUGCGUUCCCCGGCUCGAGCCCCCGCUCCGGCUUCACGGCCUAGGGGGUUUCCAAUGUGGCCGCUCAGGACCUGGUGCCGUUCGGUUGUGGUCAUUCUGCUUUUUUUUUUUUUUUUUUAAUUGUAAUGAAACACACACCACAUAAAUUACCAUCUUACCCAUUUCCAAGUGAACGGG
Molecule: messenger RNA, 1649 nt
Organism: Leptonychotes weddellii (Weddell seal)
Lineage: Eukaryota; Metazoa; Chordata; Mammalia; Carnivora; Phocidae
Gene: CA5A
Product: carbonic anhydrase 5A
Cellular component (GO): cytoplasm; mitochondrion
Molecular function (GO): carbonate dehydratase activity; zinc ion binding
Source: RefSeq, a predicted model, not a curated record